This is a messenger RNA of Terrapene triunguis (Three-toed box turtle), 7721 nucleotides long. It is a transcript of the gene FREM1, whose product is annotated as FRAS1 related extracellular matrix 1. Lineage: Eukaryota; Metazoa; Chordata; Testudines; Emydidae. The transcript has 36 exons. Bases 390 to 6797 code for a protein of 2135 amino acids. The record is from RefSeq and is a predicted model, not a curated record.
CUCUCUCUCUUUCUGCAAGCCCUUUAAAUCAGAUUACUGGGUCAGUGACUUUCAUUAUCCCUCUUAUACCAGUAUCCUCUUGUCUUCAAGCUCCUGAAGGAAUAUUGCUACCUGAUUAGCAGACAUUUAAAGCACUCUGAAAGCACAUCCAUCAUUUUGGUCACGAUUGAUCAACGAGUUUUAUUAAAGUCCAAGAACACUUUGAAAGCCGCCCUUGUCCAAAUUUCAAUCACAAGGGCACAUCUUAAUAGAAAACAUAGAGUACGUUAUUGCCUGCGACUAAAGAUGUUUCCCUUGAUUAUAUGGUGAAACUCUGCUGGAGAACGAAGAGAAGACCUCUUUUGUUUAGGACUUUUACUAGUUGAAGGGAACUGGAUUUCCCUAAUAAUAUGAAGCCUUUUGAGAAUAGCUGUCUGUUUCUACUGCUCGCUGUUAUCCUGAGAUGCGUCUGCUCCUCCUUUAUCAGUGUCAACCUUGGGGUGAAAGUGAUGAAGGGCCAGUCUGUCUUCCUGUCAGAAGAUGACCUGCAGUUUUCCAUCCCCAGAGAGAAAGAUGCUUGCAAAGUGGAAGUUGUGAUUAAUGAGCCAAUAACACAGAGGGUUGGGAAACUAACUCCACAGGUAUUUGACUGUCAUUUCCUUCCGAAUGAAAUCAAGUACACUCAUAAUGGCUGUCCAAUUUUAGAUGAAGACAUGGUCAUGCUUAGGCUGUACAGAUUUACAGAAACGGAAACAUUCACAGAAAUGUUCAUCCUUCAAGUGCAAUUACUUGAGCCAGAUUGUAAUAUCAUCAAAAUGAGCACCAAUGUGCUGGAGGUCCCUGAGUUUUAUGGCCUGUCCAGGGAGAUUGACAAGAAUGUGCUCACUUUUGACUAUGACAAGAAGACAAACCUGGACUGCACCAUCAAACUGGCUUCUUUAGAAACUCUUCUACCAGCCCAUGGUCAACUUGUCAUUGGAGAACCUCAGCAAGAAGAGCCUCGUGGAGAUCAACCUCAUAGCUUCUUCCCUAGAUCCAAGCACAGAACAAGCCAAAGGUGCAGGAGUGGGCUCUGUGUUCCAGAACUGAAGAUGAUUCAGAACACCAAAAUGAGCUGUGAGGAAUUUUUGCUGAUGGGAAUUAGAUAUCAGCAUCUUGACCCUCCUUCACCCAACAUUGAUUAUAUUCCUAUCAGGCUGGACCUCACAGACAGCAGAAGCAAAACGCUGCACAAGACAGAGCAUGCAUGGCUCCCUGUCCAAAUCAAAGGUGCCAUUCCCAACCAAAUCCCCAGAGCUGCCUUCAUGGCUAUGUUCAUCCUGGAGGUGGAUCAGUUUAUUUUGAGCCCCAUGACAACAACAACGGUGGAUGCUGAAGACAGUGAAACACCCAAAUCCCUGCUAGUGUUCAACAUUACCAAGCCACCCCCACAAGGCUACAUCACUCAUCUGUUAGACCAUACCAAGCCUAUCACCUCCUUCACGUGGAAAGAUCUCAGUGAGAUGCUUAUCGCAUAUCAGCCUCCAAACAACAGCCAUACAGAGAGGAGGAAUUAUGAGGUGGAGUUAGAGGUUCAUGACUUCUACUUUGAAAGGAGUUCACCAAUCACUGUGCAUAUCUCCAUCAGAACAACAGAUACAAAUGCUCCUCGGGUUUCAUGGAAUACAGGCCUCGAUCUCCUGGAAGGGCAAUCCCGACCAAUCACAUGGCAACAGUUUCAAAUAGUGGACAAUGACAACAUCAGGGGUGUUCGCUUGGUCACAAUUGACGGCUUACAGCAUGGACGGCUCACUGUAAGAGGAGGGAAAGGAUUCAUGUUCACGGUCUCUGACCUGAGGGCUGGGGUUGUUCGCUACCACCAUGAUGACAGUGACUCUACAAAAGAUUUUGUGGUAUUUAGGAUCUUUGAUGGCCACCACAGUAUUCGCCAUAAGUUUCCAAUCAAUAUCCUGCCUAAAGAUGACAGCCCCCCUUUCCUGAUCAGCAAUGUUGUAAUUGAACUGUAUGAAGGGCAGACCGUUCUGAUCCAGGGCUCCAUGCUUCAAGCGUCUGACAUGGACUCCAGUGAUGACUACAUAUUCUUUAAUGUUACCAAACCACCACAGGCUGGAGAAAUCAUGAAGAAACCAGGGCCAAAGCUUAUAGGGUAUCCUGUCACUGGCUUCCUUCAGAGAGAUCUGUUUAAUGGAUUAAUUUACUACCGUCACUUAGGAGGAGAAAUAUUUGAGGAUUCCCUUGAGUUUGUCCUGUGUGAUAGCCAUGACCCUCCCAAUCUCUCAGAGCCACAGGCGGUGAUAGUGCAUAUUAUUCCUGUGGAUGAUCAGCUUCCAAAAGAAGCUUCUGGGGUUACCCGUCACCUCGCUGUCGAGGAAACUAAGAUAGCUCAUCUAACUAAGAAACAUCUCCAUUUCAUAGACAUGGAAGCACAAGAGAGAGAACUCAUCUACACAGUAACCACCUCCCCAUUUUUCUCUUCUACUCAUGGCCCCUCCGAUGCUGGGAAGUUGUUUAUGGUGGACAGCAUCCCCAAGCUAGUCAAGGAUCCUUCUGUUCCAGCACUGAGAUCAUUCACUCAGCAUGCUGUGAACUACAUGAAAGUUGCCUAUAUGCCGCCUAUCCAGGACAUUGGGCCUGAACCUCAGCAUGUCCAGUUUAUUUUUUCAGUCAGCAAUCUGCAUGGAGGCACUUUGUAUAGGAUCUGCUUUAAUAUUACAGUUCUUCCAGUGGACAAUCAAGCUCCAGAGGUAUUUACAAAUAACUUGAAAGUGGAAGAAGGGGGACUGUGCACCAUUACAGGGAGCCAUAUUCUGAUGUCAGAUGUGGACACAAAACAGGAGAACCUCCACAUCUACCUUCAGAGGCUGCCGCUGCAUGGAAUGGUAGAACUGGAUGGAUUUCCCAUGAACAAAGGUGACAGGUUCACCUGGCAGGACUUGCACAUGUUAAAAAUCAGGUAUCAGCAUGAUGGCUCUGAGACUCUGCAUGAUGACAUCCUCUUUGCAGCCACAGAUGGCAUUAAUUCUUUAGAGUUUGUCCUACAGGUCAAGGUGCUACCUGUAAAUGAUGAGCCACCAAUCAUGAAAGAUGGCCUCAUUCCCCUAAUACAAUGUCCAGAGGGUGAGGAAGUGGUCAUCACCUCAGAGUACAUUUAUGCCACCGACGCAGACAGCGACGACAUGAAACUGACUUUUAUGCUGGCUCGACAGCCCUACUAUGGGGUUGUGAGGAAAGCUGGUAUCGUUGUGGAUCGCUUCUCCCAAGCGGACGUUGUCUCUGGAGUAGUGACCUACAAGCAUACUAGUGGGGAGAUUGGCCUGACUCCUUGUUUUGACACCCUAACCUUGGUUAUCUCUGAUGGUGAAGCUGGCAUGGAUGUGAAUGACUGCUGUUAUGAUGGACUUCUUCCUCCUCCAGUACCACUUCAUGAUUCCUUUCCAGUAUAUGACCUUAACAUCAGCGUAUUUCCAGUGGACAACCAGCCACCAUCCAUUGCAAUUGGUGCCAUGUUUGUUGUGGAUGAGGGUUUCUCAGCUGUCAUUACCGCUAACAAUUUGUUUGCUACUGACCCCGACACCGCAGCAGAUGACUUAGAGUUUGUUUUGGUUUCUCCUCCCCAGUUUGGUUACAUUGAAAAUAUACUACCUUCCCCUGGGUUUGAGAAGAGCAACAUUGGUAUAAGUAUAGCUUCAUUUCAGCUGAAACACCUGAAAGCCUUGCAUAUAAAUUAUGUGCAGUCCAGGCAUGUGAGGACAGAACCAACUUCAGACCAGUUUAUGAUUUAUGUCACUGAUGGGAAGCAUCAUUCAGUGGAGACCCCAUUUUAUGUCCUGAUCAACCCAACAAAUGAUGAAGUCCCAGAAUUCAUAGCAAGGAACAUAACUGUGCAGGAGGGCCAAGUGAAAGAACUGGAUCUCUCUGUAAUCAACGUGAUUGAUCUGGAUGUACCUCAAGAUCGUUUGAUGUUUACCGUUGUCCAGCAACCCCAGCAUGGAUUCCUCAUUAAUGGAGUUUAUGGCAAUGAUGUUAUGAAUUACAAAAGAUUCAUUAACAGUCACCACAAUCAUGAACGUCCUGUGCAUGACUUUUCCAUGGAGCUUCUUAAGAAUGGAAUGAGGCUGGUGUACAUGCAUGAUGACUCUGAAAAUCUCAUUGAUGGUUUUACACUCCAGCUGUCAGAUGGGAAACAUAAAGUCCUCAGAACCAUUCUGGUAAAGGUCAUCCCAGUUAAUGACGAGAAGCCAAUGCUGAGCAAGAAGGAUGAGAUAGAGGUGAAUAUGGGUGAAACCCGAAUAAUUUCUAGUGCUGUUCUGUCAGCCGAAGAUAAAGACACCUCCAGGGAGAGAAUUUACUAUUUAUUUGAAAGAAUUCCAGAAAAUGGGCAGCUUCAGCUCAAGGUAGGUAGGGACUGGGUGACGCUCCAAACUGAAAUGAAGUGCACCCAGGAGGAAAUAGAUAUGAACCUUGUGAGAUAUGUGCAUACAGGAGCUAUGGGGUCCAGGAACCAAGACAGCUUCACAUUUCAUCUGUGGGAUGGGGACAACAAAUCCCCAGCAAUGGACUUCUAUAUAACUAUCAAGGAUAUGGAAAAAGGGGACAUUGCUGUUUUCGUGAGGCCACUUACUGUAUCUAAGGGGGACAGAGGUUUCUUGACAACUGAUGUUCUCCUUGCAAUUGAUGGAACUGAGAAACCAGAAGAGCUCCUCUAUGUGAUAACCUCGCCACCUCAGUAUGGACAGAUAGAGUAUGUCAGCUAUCCUGGAGUCCCUAUUACAAGUUUCAGCCAAAUGGAUGUAGCAGGUCAAGCAAUCUGCUAUGUCCACAAUAGCAAGGCAGCUGCUCCCCGAGACCUGUUCAGAUUUAUCAUCAGCAAUGGACUGAAGACUAAACACGGAACGUUGGAGAUCACGCUGGAGACAGUGGACCAAGCUUUGCCCAUAGUGUCUAGGAACAAGGGGCUAAGAUUAGUGGAAGGCUCUAUGGCACUCCUUUCUCCUGAUGUCCUGCAGCUUUCAGAUGCAGACACUUCCUCAAAGAACCUUACUUUCCUUUUGGCACAGCUCCCUCAAUAUGGCCAUCUGUGCUACCGAGGGGCUGUGCUGCUGCAGCACAAUUUCACUCAGCAAGAUGUGGACAACAUGGACAUGGCAUAUAGACACGGAGGAGGGGCUUCCCAGAUUGACAGAUUUACAUUUGUUGCAACAGAUAGGACUAAUGAAGGCUUCAUCGUAGAUGGGAAGGUGCAAAUGGAGCCUGUGGCAUUCACCAUUCAGGUGGACCAUUUGGACAAAACUGCACCAAAAAUUGUUCACCUCCGUUGUUCUUCAGAUGUGGAGCUCCUGAAAAAUGGCAAUUAUGGGAUUUACAUUACUGCCAGGUCCUUGAAGGCAUAUGACCCCGAUACAGAAGAGGACCAAGUCAUUUUUAAGAUUUUACGAGGUCCUCGUUAUGGCUACCUGGAAAAUAUAACAACAGGUGGAUUUAUCCAGGAAGGAUUCAGCCAAAAGGAUUUAAAUGGCAAAAACAUACUUUAUGUCAUCAAUCCAUCCUGGGAGGUGAAUUCAGACAGCUUAGAGUUUCAAGUCACAGAUCCCACCGGAAACUCUGCUGCCCCCCAAACUCUGGAACUGAGGUGGUCUCAAAUUGAAAUGCAACAGGCUGAGUACGUGGUGUGUGAGAAUGUGGGAAUGUUGUCUUUGAAAAUCACCAGAUUGGGGCACUCCAUGGACUCUGCCUUUAUUGCAGUGAAGGUUAAUGAAGUGACUGCUACAUUGGGAAAGGAUUUUACUGUGACUCCCUCUAAGCUCAUUCAGUUUGAUCCAGGUCAAUGCAGCUCUUUCCAUUCCUCUGGCCAAAACAAGCACAACUUAUGGGGGAAAGGCGCAUUGCUUCCAGUUUCCUCAGGCUCCUCAUCGCCCUCCAAUCCUGGCACUGUUCACUUGGAAGGAAUCCCGCUGUCCUCUUCCAAAGAGAUGAUGGUGCAGAGAGGGGAUGUGUUACAGGAAUUCAACUUGGUGAAUCUGUCAAGGAUGAGGCUUAGAGCUGUCAGAAAUGGCAAAAUAGUUCAUCCUUCAUCUGUGUUAAGAAAUGGAACCAAUGUGGCUUUUAAAUAUCAUGGAUUGGUCUCUCUCAGAGUAGAGGAUGACACCUCAUCAGCUAAUGCAAACAAGGCUAACAAGUCAAUAAUUAACCAAGGGCAGACAAAGAUAAAUGUGAUCUCCUCCAGGAAGACAGAAGUCCCACAAGCUGAUACGGCAGAGUUGAUGUCUGAAUCACACUCUAGCCAAAAGGACCUGGUCCUCUCCUUUCCAAAGAGCUGCACACCUGAUUUAGAGGGGCUCUUGCAUUUUGAAGAAAGUACCCAAAACUUAUUUCAGUGUGAUGGAAUUUCGUGGAAGUUAUGGACUUCAAAAAGCAAGGAUGUUAGCAUGAAAAAAUGCCCAUCUGGAUGGAGCCAUCAUGGAGGCAGCUGCUAUUUCCUGAUCACAGACCAGAAAGUCACUUGGAAUACAGCUGCUCGGGCUUGCCGGGAACAAUACCUUGGAAGUCUAGCAAGUGUGGUCACGAAACAACACAUGCAGUGGCUGUGGGACUUCAGUGGAAGGAAACCCUUUUGGAUAGGCUUUAAUGACCACGUUAAUCCUGGCCAUUGGGAGUGGCAUGGAGGAGAACCUGUCACCUUCACAAACUGGAGAAGAAGUCCAUCUCGCCUUUCAAAGCAAGGAAAGAAUUGUGUUUUGGUGCAGAGGCGAGGGAAAUGGCAAGCAAAAGACUGUAGGAAGGGUAAUAGGCACAACUAUAUCUGCUCAAGAAAGCUGUAAACAAAACUGACACUCAUACCCAUCUGGCCUUUCUUGUGCUCAGAAUGUUUAACUUAUAUUUGCAGUAUUCUGAGGGUAUAAGUGUAGAAAAGAAACUUCAUUAUCAUCAGGGUUUAUUUUUAUACUCCUGCUGUGGUAUAUUAGAGUCAAAUCGAGUUAAUGCGGUAGCACAGUGCUAAGCAUAGCAAGGAAGGGGUGGGCAAAUAGGUUCUCAUUAGAGAAAGACUCAGUAUAGAUCCAGAAUUCAAGCACCACCAAGUUUCAGAAUGUUUGGUUCUUGGUUUAGGUUUGAGCUCAUUACAACAAUAGAGGCUACUUGCAAAAUUCAGAUCUGAAUCCAAUUUCAGUUUUCAAACACCGCCACAGCAUUUGGAUCUGUCAUUUGUUCUAAUGAGAUGCCCAAAUUUUGUUACACUGAAGACUAAAGCCUUAGGUCUUACACCUAAUUGCCAUGUAAAUUUAUUCAUUUAUUUUUAAACAAAAAUAAACGAACACAACAGUCAACUUGCAAGUUCCAUGACUGGUGAAUGUAAAUUGUCUGUUGUUUGAAUUCAGCAGCAAUAAAACCUACAGAUUUACAGUUCUAUUAGCUUUGUUUUCACUUGCAGUUAUAGGGAGAGAAGUGGUGGGGGGAGGGAUAAUGGGCUCAUCUGCAGAGUGAGCUCUGUUGCUGAUAUUGGGUUGCUGUUAGGGAUGCGAGUGCUUCAAUCAUUGCUGUCCUAGCAUGGUACCUGAUCCAGAACUCACUGGAGUCCAUGGGAAGAAUCUCAGUGGGAGUUGGAUCAGGCCCACAGUGCAGGAGCACCAUGGGGAAGGAAGUCUGCUUUUGUCUUCUCCUCACCUUGCCCACCUGCACAAUAAUAAAUAAAUAAAUGGUAAAUUUUCAGAAUGGAGAGGGGUAACUAGUGGUGUUCCCCAAGGGUC